AUGGAAAAUACGCAUCAUCCCUUGUAUCCUCAAAGCAACGUUUCAAAAUUUAGUGGCUAUGAGCCUGACAAAUACGCUAUUGAUGAAAUCUCUCUCACUGUGAAAACAAAUGAAUGUUUGACCCCAGGCAGACCUCCGACCCUAACUCAAAACACUGUGGGGAAAUUUCUUCAACCAUUAACAAGAGCUUUGGUGGAAGUACCUCCUAGACCGACUAUAGACGAAUUACCAGACGCAGUAAUAGAUAGAAUGGUACAAAUGGAUAAAGCAUUCUGGGUUGAUAAGCCUGGUGACAAUGCGUAUACACUCCACGAUGCGUACUACAAUUAUGGGAUGACUACUGAGAAAGUGUUACCUCCGCACCAGGAUGUCUUCCCUCGGUCGUAUCAAUUCGACUUGGAUUGCGUCAAGUACCGGCGACUGCAUGCAUGUGACAAUUUCAAACCGACUGAGGAGGCGUUGAAGAAAUAUACCUCGUGUCGUGAUUGUCAUCAUGUCAAGAUGUCGGAUUUGAUGGGGUCAAAAUCGACGUUUGAACAAGAUACGGGGCAGAAGCGCUGGAGGCAGUACCCUGAUGUUAAGGCUACCUUAUCUCCUCAGCAAAUACGUGAAAUGAUGAAAGAAGUUGGUCGUCCAUUUCAGAACGAGGCAUGUAACUGGUAUUAUACAAACUACCCUCCAGUUAAAUAUAAUUGUAUAAUGCGAAAAUUUUCUAAAUAA
Molecule: messenger RNA, 720 nt
Organism: Zerene cesonia (dogface butterfly)
Lineage: Eukaryota; Metazoa; Arthropoda; Insecta; Lepidoptera; Pieridae
Exons: 6
Coding region: 1-720 (239 amino acids)
Source: RefSeq, a predicted model, not a curated record